Messenger RNA from Drosophila hydei, 337 nucleotides. RefSeq lists its product as uncharacterized. The record is from RefSeq and is a predicted model, not a curated record. The coding region runs from base 33 to 284 and encodes 83 amino acids. Lineage: Eukaryota; Metazoa; Arthropoda; Insecta; Diptera; Drosophilidae. The transcript has a single exon.
ACAGUACAAACGCAGCAACAGAGCAACACAGAAUGAGUGUAUCGAAAGUCUUCAGUCAUCGUCUUACUUUCGCGCUGCUGCUCUGGCUUUGCGGAGUUGCAGUUGCGGCGGGCUUUGAAAAUGAAUCGCAUCCGGAUAACGGUUCCGUGACAUUCUGGCAGCGUGUGAAGGCCAGCUUCGCGGACUUUCAGUGGCAGCAAACGAAACCAGAUUUGGAAAGUCCGGAGACUAUACAAAAGCGACGCGAAAUAUGGCAGCGGCUGACUAUGGCAAGGAUUUUGUAGGAAAUGCCGCAGACAAAUUACAAUGUAAACGACACUUAUUAAAUUAAGAAAUU